Messenger RNA from Ictidomys tridecemlineatus (thirteen-lined ground squirrel), 7670 nucleotides. The record is from RefSeq and is a predicted model, not a curated record. Lineage: Eukaryota; Metazoa; Chordata; Mammalia; Rodentia; Sciuridae.
AAUUAAUUGGGUAGUCUUGGUCAUUUGGUUCAGAUUAGCCAAGAUUUCAUGACAAACAUACAGAAGUAGGGCGUUCAAGAGGGUGUUGCAGACGGAGGAACAGGCUUGAGAGCUGAGCUAGGAGAUUGGAGGAUGGACGACACCUACUCUGGAAGACUCAUUGGAGGAGGUCUUUCUCAAUCUCAGAUUUAAUGAGACAGCAGAAGUGGCAUUCAUGGAGGGUCCUAACACAGACAUCCCUUCCCUUGGGUUGAAGGGGCUGGUGAGCUUUGUGAGCAGGUCCCCCCAGGACGCCCUUCCCCUCUUCACCGUAUCCUCCCUUCACUCGCGCUCUGCCCUCCCAGGUGGUGAUUCUGUGCCCCUUCACUGGCAUCCAGCAAACCUUCCCCUGCAGCAAAUGGCUGGAUGAGAAGAAGGCAGAUGGGCUGAUUGAGAGGCAGCUCUAUGAGAUGGUGUCUCUCAGGAAGAAGCGGCUGAAGAAAUUUCCUUGGUCCCUGUGGGUCUGGACCACGGACCUGAAGAAGGCCGGUACCAACUCUCCCAUCUUCAUCCAGAUUUAUGGACAGAAGGGGCGGACAGAUGAGAUUCUCCUGAAUCCCAACAACAAGUGGUUCAAACCAGGUGUCAUCGAGAAGUUUAGGAUUGAGCUCCCAGAUCUCGGCAGAUUUUAUAAGCUUCGAGCAUGGCACGAUAGAAGGAGUCCUGGUUCUGGAUGGCAUUUAGAAAGGAUGACCCUGAUGAACACUCUGAAUAAGGACAAGUAUAACUUCAAUUGCAAUCGCUGGCUGGACGCCAACGAAGAUGACAAUGAGAUUGUGAGGGAAAUGACCGCAGAGGGCCCAACAGUGCGGAGGAUCAUGGGCAUGGUCCGGUACCGAGUGACUGUAUGCACAGGGGAACUCGAAGGUGCGGGGACUGAUGCCAACGUCUAUCUCUGCCUUUAUGGUGACGUGGGGGACACCGGGGAGCGGCUGCUGUAUAACUGCAGGAAUAACACCGACCUCUUUGAGAAGGGCAGUGCCGAUGAGUUCACCAUCGAGUCUGUCACCAUGAGGAAGGUGAGGCGGGUGAGGAUCAGACAUGACGGCAAGGGCCCAGGGAGCGGCUGGUACCUGGAACGGGUGCUGCUGAGAGAGGAGGGGCAGCCCGAGAGUGACAACGUGGAGUUCCCGUGUCUCAGGUGGCUGGACAAGGAUAAGGAUGAUGGGCAGCUGGUCCGAGAGUUGCUGCCCAGUGACAGCAAUGCCACACUCAAGAAUUUCCGUUAUCACAUCAGCGUGAAGACUGGGGACGUCUCUGGAGCCAGCACAGAUUCCAAGGUCUACAUCAAACUCUACGGGGAUAAAUCCGACACCAUCAAGCAAGUUCUUCUCGUCUCUGACAAUAACCUCAAAGACUAUUUUGAACGUGGCCGGGUGGACGAAUUUACCCUGGAGACCCUGAACAUUGGGACUAUCAACCGGCUGGUCAUCGGGCACGACAGCACGGGCAUGCACGCAGGAUGGUUCCUGGGCAGCAUCCAGAUCCGUGUGCCUCGCCAAGGCAAGAAGUACACCUUCCCUGCCAACCGCUGGCUGGACAAGAACCAGGCGGAUGGGCGCCUGGAGGUGGAGCUUUACCCCAGUGAGGUCGUGGAGAUCCAGAAAUUGGUGCACUAUGAGGUUGACAUUUGGACAGGGGAUGUGGGUGGCGCAGGUACCACUGCCCGAGUCUACUUGCAGAUUUACGGCGAGGAAGGCAAGACCGAGGUGCUCUUCCUCUCCAGCCGCUCCAAGGCUUUUGAUCGGGCAUCCAAGGACACGUUCCAGCUGGAGGCGGCGGACGUGGGUGAGAUCUACAAGAUCCGGCUGGGGCACACGGGCGAGGGCUUUGGGCCCAGCUGGUUCGUGGACGCCGUGUGGCUGCGGCACCUGGUGGUGCGGGAGGUGGAGCUCACGCCGGAGCAGGAGGCCAGGAAGAAGAAGGAGAAGGAGAAGCUGCGGCAGCUGCUCAAGAAGGAGCGGCUGAAAGCCAAGCUGCAGAGGAAGAAGAAGAAGAAGAGGAAGGGCAGCGAUGAGGAGGAGGAGGAGGGGGAAGAGGAGGAGUCCUCCUCAGAGGAGUCCUCGUCAGAAGAGGAGGAGGAGGAGGAGGAGUCCGAGGAAGAAGAGGAAGAGGAGGAGCACGGGCCGGGGAUGCAGGAGGUGAUUGAGCAGUACAAGUUCGAAGUCCACCGCUGGCUGGCCCGGGGCAAGGAGGACAAUGAACUUGUCGUGGAGUUGGUGCCAGCGGGCCGAUCUGGUCCUGAGCCCAACACCUAUGAAGUGCAGGUGAUCACAGGCAAUGUGCCCAAGGCCGGCACAGAUGCCAAUGUCUUCCUGACCAUCUACGGUGAGGAGUACGGGGACACGGGCGAGCGGCCCCUGAAGAAGUCGGACAAAUCCAACAAGUUUGAGCAGGGGCAGACGGACACCUUCACCAUCUAUGCCAUUGACCUGGGAGCUCUGUCCAAGAUUCGGAUUCGCCAUGACAACACAGGCAGCAGACCAGGCUGGUUUCUGGACAGAAUAGACAUCACCGAUGUGAACAAUGAGAUCACGUACUACUUCCCGUGCCAACGCUGGCUGGCAGUGGAGGAGGAUGAUGGCCAGCUGUCCAGGGAGCUGUUGCCAGUGGACGAGUCCUAUGUGCUGCCCAGCGAGGAUGAGGAGGGUGGGGGACAUGGUGACAGUAACCCCCUUGACAACCUGGCUCUGGAGCAAAAAGAUAAAUCAACCACGUUCUCAGUGACCGUAAAGACAGGGGACAAGAAGAACGCAGGUACCGAUGCCAACGUCUUCAUCACGCUCUUUGGCACACAAGAUGACACGGGAACAACCCUCCUGAAAUCCUCCAAGACCAACAGUGACAAGUUUGAGAGAGACAGCAUUGAAAUCUUCACAGUAGAGACGCUGGAUCUGGGAGACCUGUGGAAAGUCAGGAUCGGCCAUGACAACACAGGCAAGGCCCCAGGCUGGUUUGUAGACUGGGUAGAAGUGGACGCCCCAUCUCUUGGAAAGUGCAUGACGUUUCCCUGUGGCCGCUGGCUGGCCAAGGAUGAAGAUGACGGGACCAUUGUCAGAGACCUUUUCCACGCAGAGCUUCAGACAAGACUGUACACCCCAUUUGUCCCUUACGAGAUCACCCUCUACACCAGCGAUGUCUUUGCUGCUGGGACAGAUGCCAACAUCUUCAUCGUCAUCUAUGGCUGUGAUGCUGUGUGCACGCGGCAGAAGUUUCUGUGCACCAACAAGAGGGAGCAGAAGCUGUUCUUUGAGAGGAAGUCUGCCUCCCGCUUCAUCGUGGAGUUGGAAGACGUGGGAGAAAUCAUUGAAAAAAUCCGGAUCGGCCACGAUAACACAGGCAUAAAUCCGGGAUGGCACUGCUCCCACGUGGACAUCCGCAGGCUCCUCCCAGACAAAGACGGUACAGAGACCUUGACUUUCCCAUGUGAUCGAUGGCUUGCCACCUCCGAGGAUGACAAGAAGACCAUUCGAGAACUGGUCCCCUACGACAUCUUCACUGAGAAAUACAUGAAAGACGGGUCCUUGAGGCAGGUCUACAAGGAAGUGGAAGAGCCCCUGGACAUCGUGCUGUACUCGGUGCAGAUCUUCACCGGGAACGUUCCCGGGGCGGGGACGGAUGCCAAGGUCUACAUCACCAUCUACGGAGACCUGGGGGACACGGGGGAGCGGUACCUGGGCAAGUCCGAGAACCGCACCAACAAGUUUGAGAAAGGAACGGCCGACACUUUCAUCAUUGAGGCUGCUGACCUGGGCGUCAUCUACAAGAUAAAGCUGCGCCAUGAUAACACCAAAUGGUGUGCAGACUGGUAUGUGGAGAAGGUGGAGAUCUGGAACGACACCAAUGAGGAUGAGUUCCUGUUCCUGUGCGGGCGCUGGCUCUCCCUGAAGAAGGAGGAUGGACGGCUGGAGAGGCUCUUUUACGAAAAGGAGUACACUGGGGACCGCAGUAGCAACUGCAGCAGUCCAGCUGACUUCUGGGAGAUUGCCCUGAGCUCCAAGAUGGCGGACGUGGACAUCGCCACUGUCACGGGGCCCAUGGCUGACUAUGUUCAGGAGGGCCCAGUCAUUCCCUACUACGUGUCAGUGACCACCGGGAAGCACAGGGACGCGGCCACCGAUAGCCGAGCCUUCAUCUUACUCAUCGGAGAGGAGGACGAACGCAGCAACCGCAUCUGGCUGGAUUACCCCCAGGGGAAGAGGGGCUUUGCCUGCGGCUCGGUAGAGGAGUUCUACGUCGGGGGCUUGGACGUGGGCACCAUCAAGAAAAUAGAGCUGGGCCAUGAUGGAGCCUCCCCCGAGAGCUGCUGGCUGGUGGAAGAGCUGUGCUUGGCAGUGCCCACCCAGGGCAUCAAGUACACACUGUCCUGCAACUGCUGGCUUGCCAAGGACCGGGGUGACGGGGUCACCUCUCGUGUUUUUGACCUGCUGGAUGCCAUGGUGGUGAACAUCGGGGUGAAGGUGCUUUACGAAAUGACAGUGUGGACAGGCGACGUGGUCGGUGGGGGCACCGACUCCAACAUCUUCAUGACCCUCUAUGGCAUCAACGGGAGCACAGAGGAGGUGCAGCUGGACAAAAAGAAGGCCAGGUUCGAGCGGGAGCAGAACGACACCUUCAUCAUGGAGAUCCUGGACAUCGCUCCCUUCACCAAGAUGCGCAUCCGCAUCGAUGGCCUGGGCAGCCGGCCCGAGUGGUUCCUGGAAAGGAUCCUCCUGAAGAACAUGAACACUGGCGAUCUGACCAUGUUCUACUACGGAGACUGGCUGUCCCAGCGGAAGGGCAAGAAGACCCUGGUGUGCGAAAUGUGCGCUGUCAUCGACGAGGAGGAGAUGAUGGAGUGGACGUCCUACACCGUCACCGUGAAGACCAGCAACAUCCUGGGAGCAGGCACGGAUGCCAACGUGUUCAUCAUCAUCUUCGGGGAGAACGGGGACAGCGGAACCCUGGCCCUGAAGCAGUCGGCCAACUGGAACAAGUUUGAGCGGAACAACACAGACACCUUCAACUUCUCUGACAUGCUGAGCUUGGGUCACCUCUGCAAGCUGAGGGUCUGGCAUGACAACAAAGGGAUAUUUCCUGGCUGGCACCUGAGCUAUGUAGACGUGAAGGACAACUCCCGCGAUGAGACCUUCCGCUUCCAGUGUGAUUGCUGGCUCUCCAAGAGUGAGGGUGACAGGCAGACGGUCCGCGACUUUGCAUGUGCCAACAAUGAGAUCCGUGAGGAGCUGGAGGAGACCACCUAUGAGAUCGUCAUAGAAACGGGCAACGGAGGCGAAACCCGGGAGAACGUCUGGCUCAUCCUGGAGGGCAGGAAGAACCGAUCCAAAGAGUUUCUCGUGGAGAAUUCUUCCAGACAGCGGGCCUUUAGGAAGGGUACCACAGACACAUUCGAGUUUGACAGCAUCUACUUGGGGGACAUCGCCUCCAUCUGUGUGGGCCACCUGGCCAGAGAGGACCGGUUCAUUCCCAAGAGAGAGCUGGUCUGGCACGUCAAGACCAUCACCAUCACCGAGAUGGAGUAUGGCAAUGUGUACUUUUUUAAUUGCGACUGCCUCAUCCCCCUCAAGAGGAAGAGGAAGUACUUCAAGGUAUUCGAGGUUACCAAGACAACGGAGAGCUUUGCCAGCAAGAUCCAGAGCCUGGUACCCGUCAAGUAUGAGAUCAUUGUGACGACAGGCUAUGAGCCAGGGGCGGGCACCGAUGCCAAUGUGUUCGUGACCAUCUUUGGAGUCAAUGGGGACACAGGCAAGCGAGAACUAAAGCAGAAAAUGCGCAACCUCUUUGAGCGGGGCAGCACCGACCGUUUCUUCUUGGAGACCCUGGAGCUGGGCGAGCUGCGCAAGGUGCGGCUGGAACACGACAGCAGUGGCUACUACUCAGGUUGGCUGGUGGACAGGGUGGAGGUCACCAACACCAGCACGGGAGUGGCCACCAUCUUCACCUGCGGCCGGUGGCUGGACAAGUCUCGGGGGGAUGGGCUCACUUGGAGAGACCUCUUCCCCUCUGUCUGAGAUGCCCUCCACGAGCUUUCGUGUCUCUACCUGACAUUCAGUAGCCACUACUGAGACCUCUGGGGACAGGGACCUGUGGCCAGCAGACCUCUGAGAAAUUCAUGGUCCUUCAGAGGCCACUAUGUGUGGUUGAACUUUUGUGGAGUUCGGCUUUCCACAGUCCCAGUGUCUUGGACCUAAGGAAUCAUAGUCAUCAUGUGUCAUAUUCCAUGACUGCACAAAAAUAUCUUUUUGCAUUUCCUUUAUCUCAAAUAACAGUGGUGACCAGGCUAGGACUUGCUGCAGGGUGUGGAUGGAAAAUUGGGGCUUCACCCAGGGGAGAGAAGUGGGGAAGGAGAGGCCACCAAGAUGGUGUAUUUUAAGCAAAAACUAAUUAACACUUUUUUCCCAAAAAAGCUGGGCUAAUUAAAUUAUUACAAACCACACCCCACAAAGAGCUCAUCUUAGCAUCUCCUCAGUAAGAAAAGCAUGCCUUUCCUCAAUUUUAAUAAAUCCAGUGGCAAAUGGAGAAAAACAUCAGAAAGAAGUGUUUAUGGGGGAUUUAUGAGCCUGUGAAAUGUAGAUAAUUCUUCCCAUCACUUUACAGAGAACACCUGGGCAAGGGCCAGCUGAUUAGCCCAGUCUGUGGCAGCACAGGGGGGACAGGCACCAGCUGAUGGGAGACAGCACCUGGAACAGCCUGGUAUAUCUGGGAGAGUCAGUAAGCCAGUGCUCCCUGUAGUUCUCUGUGGGCAAUAUUUGGAUGAUAAGCUGAAGUAUUAGGAACAAGAUGAAGACCUUGAUGCAGAAGCAGCAGGAAAACUGCACACUUGUGCACGCACGUGGAUAUGCAUGUGCGCAGUCACAUGCAUACACACAAGCACCCACAUGCACACAUGGCCCCCCAACUCUCCCUGAGAGACAGUCACAGAGUCAGGCGACAGACAGCCAGACUCAGCAGAGCUCAGGCUCUAACGUCUGAUUUUCCUGCAGAGAGGGGCAGCAGGAAGAAGAGUUAGGCCAGGAAGUAUUCUACCAGGAGAGGACCAGUUUACCCUGCAGUGUCACCUGUGCCCCCUACCCCAGAGAGGUCUACACUCUCAGUGAGGCUUCAUGACUAUAGCAAGCUCAGAGAGAUCUCAAGGAUUUCUUGGGUAAAGGUAAAAUGCACAGGCUCCGGCACCCCAGCUCUGCAGCCAUUAGACUUUGGGCGCUUCAUUUUAUCUCUCUGGGCCUCAGUUUCCUCAUCUGCAAAACAGGGAGAAUACUGAUAACUCCUACCUCAUAGAUUAUUAGGAGGACUAAAUGAGUUAACAUGUGGGUGGUUUGAGUGCAGCACCCACAUUUAACAGUGAGUGUAGCCAUCAGGUCAAACCAGCUAUCCUCACAGGACACCAGAAGAGGAAAAGUGACCCUGAAGCUACUGUAUUUCUAGCCUUCAUUGGAGCUGGCUCUUCCCCUGGGCCUGGAUGAGAAUUCAGACAGCCUUGCCACUCCUCUGGACUCCAUCAGGUCACAGAAAGUCCAAGAAACACUUGAAGUCACAAAGUCCACCUCUAGUCUAUAACUGAAUGUCCCUAAUAGAGACACCCAAACAUCAAACCUAAAACAAGUCUCCUCCCAGUCCCCAGAUCAGCCUUG